Pleurotus ostreatus (oyster mushroom) is the source of this 1728-nucleotide messenger RNA. RefSeq lists its product as uncharacterized. Gene Ontology annotation, molecular function: transcription coregulator activity. Bases 1 to 1728 code for a protein of 575 amino acids. The transcript has 6 exons. Gene Ontology annotation, biological process: regulation of transcription by RNA polymerase II. The record is from RefSeq and is a predicted model, not a curated record. NCBI's taxonomy places the organism in Eukaryota, Fungi, Basidiomycota, Agaricomycetes, Agaricales, Pleurotaceae. Gene Ontology annotation, cellular component: mediator complex; core mediator complex.
AUGCAACAGAACACUUGGAGGGACCUCAAGUUGUCACUCGAACGGCCAUAUAAAAACGACAAUGGAGAACCAAUACCAACACUGCUCGACAUAACACCAGAGGGGGAAUUUAUAUACGAGUCCAAGGAUCCCCCGUCGAAAGCCCUAGGCGAGAACUUAAAGAGGGUAUUCCUCGAACGAGGGCUCGACUUCUUCGACAGGAUACGCGAUUCCGGAAAGUCGUACCACGAUGAGCUACCACAGGCCAGGAGUGACAACGUGCAACCGGUUGCGGAAGGGGACGAGGAAUUGUCCUCCAAAAUAAUGACACCCGAAGAGCUACUCAAGAUGCGCAUGGAGCUUGCGCAAGAGCUGAGUCAACCAGUUUCGGUGAUCCAGUCUCUUAUGCCACCCGCACCUGCAUCCUCCACGUCCGAACCAAAGCCCCCUCCGAAACUCUCAACGACUAUUGUAACGAAGCCCCCGCCGAUCUCAUCCAUCAAGGCCUUCAACGCACAACUUACAAUCAGCAGCAAAGAUCUGGCUUUACGGAAUGCUGCCGAUGUGUUCAAGGCCGCAGCCGAUGGGAUGGACCGCAGUCGCGUGAAGGGAGAGAAAUACUGGGUUGAUGCACUGAAGAUUCGGCGAGCGAACUGGGGAUUAAUCCCGGCUCCGCUACCCUUCGGAGCUCCCACUGGAAAGGGAGCCGAUAGGACUUCAAAAGACUUCUUAAUCUCGUUUGGAUUGGAAGAAUCUCUGCCAAUGUUCAAAAGGCGUGCGGUGGGUCGUAUGCCCACAAUAGCUGACGCACCUGAUGCAGGAAUACUGGUCUUCCCUCAACUCAGUCAUCUACGACUUUGUGUUUCCCUGUCAUUCACAGAUAUCACCACCGGCAACCCUGUAUCCGCGCAGAAUAUCCUGGAUGAAGCAGACUACUCCACCAUCGAUGGGUCAUUGCGCACAGCUCAACAAGAGGUUAUAGAACAGGAGAUAUUCUCAUUUCUAGUGAAGGAAGCCAGCAACUUACCGACCGCCACUGCCCGAGUUUCCGAGAGGUUGAUUGUUCUGGAUGCUGCUCACGGAAUGUCACUGAAAUUUGAACUUGUCAAUGCUCACACGGUGUCCUCUAUCCGUGGCAACCGUUCAACGGAAGACCCGUUCGUCGUCGGGAAAUGCGACCUUAUCUUCUAUGCCUUACAUGUUCUCUUAAUACGUGCACAUGGCCACCUCAAACGACGGCGCUUGGGCAACACUGGAACCACGACUUCGUCCCAAGGGAGCCAAACAGAGACGAGCCUCUUGCAGCCGAUAUUAGACAUGCUUCAAUACGAAGCAUUCUGUUUGAGACUCAAAGCAGAGGUAGAUGCUGCUGUUGGGGCGUUGCGACAUGCCGGAGUUGCUACAACAUUCCGCUGCGAUCCGGUGGGCGACACCGGCGUGAACCUACUUAAGUUCUUGAGCGACGACCAAUACAAAAAGCUGGGCGGUGAUAUGGUUCUGAGAAUACAGGAUCAACAUACGUUGCGAAUGACCAUGACAUCUCCCGCGGCGAUGACCGUUCAUCUUGCUCAGGCCACCAUUGCAAUCCAUACAAUACCGCAAUUUGGAAGAUUGCUUGCCGACGAGUUGGAACGCUGUCUUUUACUUCAAAUAUGUGAACUUGGGGAUCGGCUUUGCGGCUCUGCCAACGCAACCUGGUUUGUGGACUUUGGCAGGUGUGUAGGGAAAUGGGAAGGGUGUGCUUUGUGA